AUGGCGGACGCUGAGGCGAGCGCUGAGAUGCCGGAGGAGGCCAGACCCGACGCGGGUACCUUGCGGGUGUUGCGAGACAUGGCCAGCCGCCUGCGAAUUCAUUCCAUCAGGGCCACGUGCUCCACGAGCUCCGGCCACCCUACAUCAUGCAGCAGUUCUGCCGAGAUCAUGUCUGUGCUGUUCUUCUACAUCAUGAGGUACAAGCAGUCAGAUCCAGAGAAUCCAGACAAUGACCGAUUCGUCCUCGCAAAGAGACUGUCAUUUGUGGAUGUGGCAACAGGAUGGCUUGGGCAAGGACUGGGAGUUGCGUGUGGAAUGGCAUAUACUGGCAAGUACUUCAACAGGGCCAGCUACCGGGUGUUCUGCCUCAUGAGUGACGGCGAGUCCUCAGAAGGCUCUGUCUGGGAGGCAAUGGCCUUUGCUUCGUACUACAGUCUGGACAAUCUCGUGGCGAUCUUUGAUGUGAACCGCCUGGGACACAGUGGUGCGCUGCCCUCUGAGCACAGCAUAGACAUCUAUCAGAGGCGCUGCGAAGCCUUCGGGUGGAACACUUACGUGGCGGACGGCCGGGACGUGGAGGCACUGUGCCAGGUGUUCUGGCGGGCCUCUCAGGUGAAGCACAAACCCACUGCUGUGGUGGCCAAGACCUUCAAGGGCCGGGGCACACCAAGUAUGGAGGAUGCAGAAAGUUGGCAUGGAAAGCCAAUGCCAAGAGAAAGAGCAGAUGCCAUUAUCAAAUUAAUUGAGAGCCAGAUAGAAACCAGCAGGAACCUUGAUCCACAGCCCCCCAUCGAGGACUUCCCUGAAAUCAACAUCAUGGAUGUAAGGAUGACCCCUCCACCUGAUUACAGAGUUGGUGACAAGAUAGCUACUCGGAAAGCAUGUGGCUUGGCUCUGGCUAAGCUGGGCGAUGCAAACGACAGAGUCAUUGUGCUGGAUGGCGACACCAAGUACUCUACCUUUUCUGAGAUAUUCAACAAAGAGUACCCUGAGCGUUUCAUCGAGUGCUUUAUGGCUGAACAAAACAUGGUGAGCGUGGCGCUGGGCUGUGCCUCCCAUGGGCGGACCAUUGCAUUUGUUAGCACCUUUGCUGCCUUUCUGACCCGAGCAUUUGAUCAGAUCCGGAUGGGAGCCAUCUCUGAAAGCAACAUCAACAUUAUUGGCUCCCACUGUGGGGUAUCUGUGGGUGAAGAUGGCGCUUCCCAGAUGGCCCUGGAUGAUAUAGCCAUGUUCCGAACCAUUCCCAUGUGCACCAUUUUCUAUCCAAGUGAUGCCGUCUCUACGGAGCAUGCUGUUUCUCUGGCAGCCAAUGCCAAGGGAAUGUGCUUCAUUCGGACCACCCGACCAGAAACUAUCGUUAUUUACACCCCACAGGAACACUUUGAGAUCGGACAGGCCAAGGUCCUCCGCCACUGUGUCAGUGACAAGGUCACAGUUAUUGGAGCUGGAAUUACUGUGUACGAAGCCUUAGCAGCUGCUGAUGAGCUUGCAAAACAAGAUAUUCUUAUCCGUGUCAUUGACCUGUUUACCAUUAAACCUCUGGAUGUCACUACCAUCAUCUCCAGUGCGAAAGCCACAGAGGGCCGGGUCAUUACAGUGGAGGAUCACUACCCACAAGGUGGCAUAGGGGAAGCUGUCUACGCAGCCGUCUCCAUGGAUCCUGACAUUAAAGUUCAGUCACUGGCAGUGUCGGGAGUGCCUCAGAGUGGGAAACCCAAGGAAUUGCUGGAUAUGUAUGGAAUUAGUGCCAGACACAUCGUAGUGGCCGUGAAAUGCAUGUUGCUGAACUAGAAUAGCUGUUGGCUUUGGACUUAAAAGGCCUGUUUACCCCACGUUUGUUUGUUCCAAAACCGUCAUUUACAUCUAUAUUGUCAUGCUUUGUUUCUUAAAAGCAAAGCUGGCUAACACCUUCCUUCAUCCCUAGUUUGGAAAUUCAAGCUAACUACUUAUCUUUUAAACUGUGACUGCCUAUGCAAAUACCACAAUAAUUUUUGAAUCAUUAAAGGGAGUCAUACAACGUUAAGUGAAAAAAAUAGGUAGUAAAACAACCACCUGAUAGUAAGUCUUCUGAUAGCGCUAUAGAUGCAUGGUAGAGGUCAUAACCUUAAUGUACUUCCUUCAUGUGUAACUAGUAGAAGUAAUCUUUUUUUAAUGUGUAAGACUGUAGAUAAGUGGUAGAGGUAAUAAAUUCUUCAGUGUAUUUCCUUGAUGAGUAACUUACAUAUAAGACUCUAGAUAAAUGGUAGAGGUAAUUGUUUUCUCAAUGUAUUUCCUUCAUGAGUAAAGAAAAUGUGAACCGAAGUAUAGAUUGCAGUAGCCUAGGUUCCACAACACAAUAACACCAUGACACCUGCUGUUCCCACCUUGGGAUUCUGUGUGCUGCCAUCCAACCUGCAGCCUCCUGGGUAACGGUGUGACUGCAGCUGCCCUGGAAUUCACUUCACUGUUUGCCUUCAUCUCCCCUCUGCUGUUGAGAGCCUGUCAGGCAGC
Molecule: messenger RNA, 2490 nt
Organism: Sapajus apella (tufted capuchin)
Lineage: Eukaryota; Metazoa; Chordata; Mammalia; Primates; Cebidae
Gene: TKTL1
Product: transketolase like 1
Exons: 13
Coding region: 1-1791 (596 amino acids)
Molecular function (GO): thiamine pyrophosphate binding; transketolase activity
Source: RefSeq, a predicted model, not a curated record